Messenger RNA from Nerophis lumbriciformis (worm pipefish), 1113 nucleotides. The record is from RefSeq and is a predicted model, not a curated record. Lineage: Eukaryota; Metazoa; Chordata; Actinopteri; Syngnathiformes; Syngnathidae.
AUGGCGGGCUUCUCGGACCUUUUGCGGCGCACCUGCACAUGCUGCCUCUCUGAGGAGGAGCAGAGAGCCCUCGCUGUGGACAAGGAGAUCCGGCACCAACUCAGAAAGCAGAAGCAAAUGGAGAGGCGCGAGGUCAAAAUUCUCCUUUUGGGAACUGGUGAGAGUGGAAAAACCACCUUCAUCCGCCAAAUGAGAAUCAUCCACGGCCGGGGCUUCUCAGCGGAUGACAGGAAAGAAUUUGCUAAAUGCGUCUUCCAGAACAUUUUUACAGCGAUCAAGGCCAUGACAGCAGCCAUGACCACGCUAAGAAUUCCUUACUCCAACCCCGAUAACGAGUUCUAUGCCAGGAAGGUCCACACUGUCAACACAGUCCAGGUCACCAAACUGGAGCGAGACUAUGUGGAUGCCAUCCGGCGCCUCUGGGCUGACUCAGGCAUACGGGUCUGCUACAGUCGACGCUGUGAGUACCAGCUGCUGGACUCCACGGAGUACUAUAUGAACCAACUGGACCGCAUUGCAGAGCCAGACUACAUCCCCACAGAACAGGACGUGCUGAGGGUGCGAUUUCCCACCACCGGCAUCCACGACUAUUCCUUCACCAUCAAUAAGAUCACACUCAGGAUUGUAGACGUGGGCGGCCAGAAAUCAGAGCGUCGGAAAUGGAUCCACUGCUUUGAGAAUGUCACUUCGCUCAUCUUCCUGGCAUCCCUCAGCGAGUAUGAUCAGGUUCUGGAGGAGAGAGACACCAUUAACCGCAUGGAGGAGAGCCUGGCUUUGUUCUACACCACCAUCCAUUCGCCGUGGUUCCACAACACCUCCAUCAUACUCUUCCUCAACAAAACCGACAUCCUCGCCGACAAAAUACAAACCUCUGACCUAAAGAAAUACUUUCCUGGUUUCAUGGGUAGGAGACAAGACCCAAUAGAAGCCAGAAAAUACAUUGAAAAGCUGUACCAGCAACAGACCAACAACCCGGACAACAGGGAGGAGGGAAAGAGCCUCUACACGCACCCCACCUGUGCCACAGACACAGAGAACAUCCGCAAGGUGUUCAGCGAUGUGAAGGACACGGUGCUGCUCCGGUCUCUGCGGGAAUACGGGAUCAUAAGUUGA